This is a messenger RNA of Colletotrichum scovillei, 3554 nucleotides long. Its product is annotated as CRAL/TRIO domain-containing protein. The record is from RefSeq and is a predicted model, not a curated record. The coding region runs from base 1116 to 2972 and encodes 618 amino acids. NCBI's taxonomy places the organism in Eukaryota, Fungi, Ascomycota, Sordariomycetes, Glomerellales, Glomerellaceae. The transcript is spliced from 4 exons.
CUCGAAUACGACGUAUUUUAUUGUGCUCGUUUACGGUUUACGGUUCACCACACUCUACGUAGCGUCCAUGUUCACCAUUUUGCAAACCUGAACGACCAGAAUCGAUCACCACGUCCCAUUUCACCAUUUCACUGCAAAAGGUUGCACGCAUCAACCCCCCCCGCUCCCAACGACAUCCCACCUCAACCUUACCCAUACCUUAUCCCUCUUGGUCGGUGUCGGUCUCCUUGCUGGGUCCGCAAAGCUAUUCCUCUCCCACCACAUCUCAGCACCACAAUAGCUCGACAACUCCAAGGUACAUUGGGCAAAUCCACAGCUGACACCCAAUUACUACAACAAAAGACGCCAACUAAGGCACCUAAGGUCCAACGGUACUCUUGGAAGCUGUGCCAGUCCGGAUCGCUCGGAAAUUGAGCUACAUCUGCGUCCACCAGUGACCAAGUUACCAACUCCGUGAAGUUUGAACAGCCUCCUAAGGGGUACCAAGUACAGCGCUCGACCCUCGCAACAUUGCGCUUACCUAUUGUCGCUGAGGUGUCGUCGUCCUCCUCCUCCUUGUCCGCCGCGUCUAAGCCUCCCUCAAUCCCCGUCGCCCCCGACUUUCCUCUUUGCUCAAAGCUCCGUCCGCAACGCUGCCCCUCCGUCGCACAUUCACUGCCCACGUAAUAGACCCGGUCUCACUGCCUUAUCCAUCAACCUCUCUGUAUCCGUACCUUGCUUCCACGGUCCUCUCGACUUUGCUCUUCUCGUCUUCCUGCAUUGUCACUCCUUGGCCGCCAACCGCAUAGACGCCAGUCCGUAAACUCUCCAUCAGCCGCGUAACCAAAGUAGGUACCUACCCUAGUCAUUCCCCAAUCCUCACAACCCCUCCAUACCUUAACUCCCCUCCGGCGCAUGUCAGCCACCCAGUCUGUUCCUCCCUACCGUCACUUCAACCUCCGGCGCAAGCCAUAUUCCGGCCAUCCGCGCAUCACUCGGCUUGAUUCUUUUCACCUUGCCAGAUUUCCUCUCCAACCCGCCGCCAUUUGCCAAUGCACUACACUGUGGGAUGACCCUGCUGACCCCGUCUCAGCACCACCAAUAUAGUCCGAAGCAUUGACUGACGUCGUCGACUGAUGCCGGUCUGUUUGAAACCACAAACCUCGGCUUUGCCUCGAAUUUUCACGUUUUCGCAAAGCUCCCUCCAGUGCGCUUCGGGGACUCGCCUUGCACAAUUGCCAUUGACUUCGCAAUUUGGACGGCAGCUCCUAGUCAGACCCUGUGUCCGGAAAUUCAACUGCCCCUCCAAGCCCUCAAAUUACAGACGAUUCCAACCACUCGGAUCACCACAGUCACCGGGCCUCCCCAACCUCAAGAAACCCCGUCUUCUCCUCGAGUCACGGGUUGACAUCGUCCUCUGCUCCGUAGCUGUUGCUCUUGCGUGCGCAUACGGCCUGUUUUAUCAGCAAAUCACCGGAUCCAAACCUGACCCUCAACCAGACAACGAAAUCGCAGAACCUCAUCCAUCAGAAGUCAUGGCGACGGACAUUCCCGCUGGGAGACCGGGUAACCUCACGCCGGAGCAGGAGGAAAAGCUGCGCCAACUGUGGAACCUCAUUCUGUCCUUGGGCGAGGAGACCAGCACCGCCGCUGCAGACAGCGCAUCUGCCAGCAUAGCCCCGAGCGAAACGUCGGCUCCCGGAAAAGGCGACAAGCCCAAGAAGAAGCGCACUUCAUUGUUUAGCCGCAAGGAUAAGAAAGAGGGCGCCGCGACAUCGACAGCCAUUCCAGCUGGUAUCAAGGAGGACGGCGAGGACAAGUACGGUCAAACGCAACAGUUCAAGGAGGCUUUGGCCAACCAGAGUCCCGAAGCUUUGCGCGCCACGAUAUGGUCGAUGGUCAAGCAUGACCAUCCCGAUGCCCUUGCCCUGCGAUUCCUGAGGGCGCGAAAGUGGGACGUUGAGAAGGCUUUCGUUAUGAUGAUCUCCACGAUGCACUGGAGGUUGACGGAGAUGAAGGUUGACGACGAAAUCAUGAAGAGUGGUGAGGCUGGUGCGCUCGAAGCUGCGCAAAAUUCCGAUCCCAAGAUUAAGCAGUUGGGAGAGGAUUUUAUGGCCCAGGCCCGUUCAGGCAAGACGUUCAUCCAUGGUCUUGAUAAGGGAGGACGCCCGAUCUGCCAGGUCAGAGUGCGCAUGCAUAGACAGGGGGAGCAAUGCGAGGAGAGUCUCGAGAAGUAUACUGUCUUCUUGAUUGAGACAGCUCGUAUGGUUCUGGCUCCUCCCGUCGAUACUGCUACAAUCGUUUUUGAUAUGACCGGCUUUUCACGGGCAAACAUGGAUUACACCCCUGUGAAGUUCAUGAUUAAGUGCUUCGAGGCAAACUACCCCGAAUCUCUCGGUGCUGUUCUGGUGCACAAGGCCCCAUGGGUCUUCCAAGGUAUCUGGAAGAUUAUCAAGGGUUGGCUGGACCCCGUCGUAGCUGCCAAGGUCCACUUCACCAACAAUGUCAAGGAAAUGUCAGAGUUCAUCGAGCCAAGCCACAUUCUCAAAGAGCUCGACGGCCAGGAGGACUGGGACUACAAGUACGUGGAGCCAGUCGCUGGAGAGAAUGACAAGAUGAAGGAUACGGCAACAAGAGACGCGCUGCUUUCUGGAAGGGAAGAACUGGUCCACGAGUACGAGGAGACAACCCUCCAGUGGAUCAAAGAGGCCGGGACAGACAAGGAGGCAGCCAUCAAGGCACAGCGCGAGGAACUUGCCCGCAGACUCAGGGAUGACUACUGGAAGCUCGACCCUUACCUCCGAGCAAAGUGCGUCCUAGAUCGGACUGGCGUUAUCCAGGAUGGUGGCAAGAUCGACAUGUACUCCAAGGGGGCACCUGCUCCCGCCACUCCCGCUCCCGCUGCAGCAACUCCUACGCCGGCUUCCGCACCCGCACCUGCGCCAACCAACGGAGCUCCCGCGGUUGAGACAUCGGCCGACGAUGUAGACUAGAGACCGGCACAGCCGGCAUUAGAUUUACGAAGGACGUACACGCAGGUUAUGAGAAUUGGUCGGGGGGAUAAAAGAGGUUGAAACAGCCAAAGACGUCGAAUUACGAGGAAUUGAUAUCCCUGCUAUUGAGUUGAGGGCGGGGGUGUUGAUAAUACCAAAACUGGCUUCUCUACAUCUUGGACUUGAUGUCCUCAAAGAGGGCCUUGAGCUUGUCCAUAUCGGUCGCCUGCUGGGGCCAACCCACGCCGAGACCCUCGGUCUCAUUUGGCUUGGGAAUCUCCAACGGGUGUCAGUACGAGAAUUUGAGGCGGUGGUGAGAAGUGUUACCAUGUGGAAGUGAACCUAUGAUGAUUAGCUAUGAUGACUGGCAAGGUUGAUGAAUAAAGGGGGAACACUCACGUGGUCGACCAUUUGGUGAGCGAUGCGGCCGUUGUUCUGGAGGAUAUUGUAAUCGGUGGCACCGGUCGCGGCGACCAGCUUCUUCACAACAGGCUGUAAUAACGCAAGCGGUCAGAAUGAACACACAAGGGGGCGCGAGAGAGGCUGGUGGGAGGCAUACGAGGAGUUCGCUGAGCUGAUCGU